AUGAAUAAUAAUAAUAAUACUAAUAAUAAUUAUGAUGUCGAUGGCACAAAUACGAAUUAUUCCACUAGACAACAGUUGUCUGAUAAUAAUGUUAAUGUAAAUAAUGCUCCAUGUAUUUUACAGUCUCCUAUUGUCGAUUAUUAUGAACAAGAAUCUUUUCAUGAAAUAUCAUCUCAACAAAAUUCUCUCUAUAAUAAUGAUCUUUAUCAAAAUAAUACUAAUCAUCUUUAUCGAUAUAAUCUGCUUUCAUCAACAUCAGUUAAUCAAUCAAGUAAUUCCUGUGUAUAUACCUGUCAAAAUGGUUCAAUAGGAAAUUAUUGCGAAGAAAAUGGUACAUCAAUUUCAUCCAAUGGAUGCCCACAAUCCACUAUUGUCUCUUCUAUUAAUCCAAUGUCUCUUGAUCUGUAUGCUUUAUCAAUAAGUCCUUCUUCAGGUGUACAUAAAUCUUCAAAUUGUCCUCCAUUGUCAAUACAACAUUCGAAUGAUUUAAAUUCAUCUAUCAAUAUAGUUGCAUCAUUAUCAUCAUUAAAUAAAGAAGAACAGAAUUCUCCUGUGAUCUAUCCAUGGAUGCGUAAAGCGCAUAUAAAUAAUCCAGUUAUAAAUUAUACAAGUGGAGAAACGAAACGAGCUCGUACAGCUUAUACUCGACAUCAAGUAUUAGAAUUAGAAAAAGAAUUUCAUUUUUCAAAGUAUUUAAAUCGUCGAAGACGUAUCGAAAUAGCUGGUUCUCUUGUUUUAACUGAACGGCAAAUCAAAAUUUGGUUUCAAAAUAGAAGAAUGAAAUGGAAAAAAGAUCAUAAAUUACCAAACACAAAAUCUAAAUUACCAGAAACAUUUCCAUCAGCAACAACAUCUUCACCGAAUUUUAUAAAAAAAGAAGAACAAGAAGAUGAUAUUGAUCCAAGUAUAAUGAAUAAUUAUAUAAAAGAAGAAUCGUUUUCAUCGACAUCAACUAAUUAA
Messenger RNA from Rotaria socialis, 960 nucleotides. Lineage: Eukaryota; Metazoa; Rotifera; Eurotatoria; Philodinida; Philodinidae. The record is from the annotation of a GenBank genome assembly.